Messenger RNA from Halichondria panicea, 917 nucleotides. RefSeq lists its product as uncharacterized. The transcript is spliced from 2 exons. The coding region runs from base 221 to 844 and encodes 207 amino acids. NCBI's taxonomy places the organism in Eukaryota, Metazoa, Porifera, Demospongiae, Suberitida, Halichondriidae. The record is from RefSeq and is a predicted model, not a curated record.
AUUGGGCAACCUUUCAUGAUCGUCCCUAUCAGAGUGUCACAAAAACAGUUGGAAGUUCUACUAACAGAUCAAAUAUCUCUCCGCUACGAGAUCCACGGAGUUGCAGAUAAAUACUUCAACCUGGUUACAGAUGAAUGCAUUAGCGUCAACGCACACUAUGCAGCUGUAUCUAGCUCUCUAAACGUCGUCAAUCAAAUCGGUAUGCGUGCCGUGGGCAAUAAUGGUCAGUGUAGGAAUAUUCUGGUCGAUGUUGACGGGUGGUAGUGCUUCUGUGAAUGGUGUCGCUCUCGAUUCGACUGGCCGAUACAUGAGUGCUAAUAUUUCCGUACGUCGCUACUCCAAUCGAGUUCGUAUCUCUGUGCCUAACUGUGGUGAGUUGAUGACUCUUGUGACGUGGGUGUUCUGUGAGUCUCGUACUAUGGAUGAUCCUACGGCACCAGGAGGACGCGUAACUGCCAAUGCGAUCAAGUUUUUUGUUUUAAGAGGUCUUAACUUUGAGCACAGAGACUCCCACGGUCUAAUCGGUCAACACUGGAACCGUGAGGUUAGUGUCACCCCCUUCACUGGUGUGGACAGGAACGGUAAUCCCGCCCCCAAUCGUUACGUCAUCAAUCUGAGCAGCCCCAUCUCCGGAGAGGAACGAUCCUUCACCGGCUACUUCACCUGGGAUUUCGAGGAUGGUCCUUGUCUGUACGCCGGAAACAGACAGGCCGGUCCGAUAUACGAGAUACAAGAACCCAACGACUUGGUAAUUGAGGGACGUUACAACGAGCAUGUGGUGGAUAGUGCAUUCAGUGAAGAUAUCUAUGCAUACGGUAUGUUCAGAGAGAACAUGUGUGUUUAAUGUUAAAGUAGCUCCCUCCCAUUUUCUUAUAUAGUAGUGUAUGAGACUGGAACAUUGGGUGUGUUGAUCGUUU